GUUAAUAGUCCGUUAUUUCCAUUAUUUCCUCCGGAGUCUCCCCAGAGAUUCUAUCACCAUGCGAACAAGCGGUCCGCUCUGCCCAUGUGACGAGUGGUCCCAUGGCUCCAGUGCACCCGGGCCGCCUGUCAUAUAAGUAGGUCCGUGGCGGGACGACUGCCCCGCCAUCACGCCCAGAAUGCGCGCCUUUUUCGUGUCCUGUCUCCUGGCUAGCGCUGCCGUCGCGUCUGCACACCGCGUGCAAUUCAUCGCCGCGGCCAACCGCACGUCGCCCAUCUCUCUCAAGGCUUCGCCUGUUUGUGGGAAGCUCUCGGACAAGACGUUCACCGAGGCGAAUACCGGAGUCAAGUUGAAUGCGACAAAAACCGUCAUCUCAUUUGGAGACUCCUGGUCGUCCAACGGCUCCAACGGAACCAUCCCUUUUGCGCCAGUCGUCUUUCCUCCGAACCCUAGCGCGGGCGCUCGCGCCGGGAAUAACUUCCGCGCACGGGCCAGCAACGGGUACACGUGGGUCGAGGAUCUGGCGAACACCGUCGGCGCGAAACUGAUCGACUACUCUGUCGGCGGCGCCGUAACUGAUCUGCAAGCAUGGAAUUCCACAAGGAAAGGAGUCACGUUCACGUCUGAUAAUCUGUUGCGGACGGAUUUCGUGCAUGAGACUGCGCUCUUCCUCAAGCAGGGCCAUUUCCUCGCCGAUCUGAACCCCGACAGCACUCUUUAUACUGUUCAUUUUGGUACGCAUGACAAUGCCCAGUUCUCUGCGCAAGGCGGUGAUUGGGACCUGGCCGCGUCAAGUUUCCUCGAACAAAUCAGCAUCUUGCAAGCAAACGGGGCCAAGAACUUCUUGAUUCUCUGGGUCUACUUCCAAGCCAAUGUCACCACGACAUUCCAAAACACAGUGCAACAGGGCCUGUUCGCGGCUCACCGUCAGAAUGGCACCAACUUCGCAACAGUGAAUCUCUUUAAUCUCUUCAACGCCAUCAACUCGGACCCAAGCGAUUGGGGAUACACCAACUCGACCUGUUUGGCUUCGCAGAAUUUCACGACAUUUGGCUGUGACGACCCAGACAGAUCCAUUUUCUACAUUCCGGGCCAUCCCUCAGCGACGACGCACGAAAUCAUCAACGAGUACACCAUCCAGGCCAUUAAUCAAUGCGUGUAGCAAAAGAAAAGUAGUCAAUACAUACUCCUCACAGCUGAUAAGAUGAGAUUCCGCCAUGAUAAGAUGGGUUGCGAUAAGAUAGAUCGCAAGAGGCUGUGCGCUUGACUGACCUUGACUCGUACACUCUUGAAUGAGCCAAACGUCGAUGGACACUCAGCCAAAUCCUUCUCUCUCCUCAGCAACCAAACCCGAUUCUAAGAAGGGCAAGUCCAAACCAAAGCGAGACAACGUUCAAUCGUCGGAAACAUCGAGCAACGGCCCUCGUUCCGAGAAACUGAGAGGGCUUCCGAAAGAUUCUCCUGAAGUCAGGAUAUCCAAGACCUUGUCCUGGAUCCUUAGGCAUGGUGCAAAAAGCGAAGGACUUGCCAUGAGGCCCGAUGGUUAUAUCAAGGUUACAGAUCUGGUUAGUUUCUCGGAAGGACUCCUGGUGAACUUCACCGACGGCUGCCUAGCUCGCGAACCCCAAGCUCAAGACAUUAGAUCUCGAAAAAAUCCAAGAGAUCGUCAAAGCUGAUUCCAAGCAACGAUACAGUCUCAUACAGGAGGGAGAGUUGUGGUGGAUGAAGGCGAAUCAGGGACAUUCCAUCAAGACUGUGAAGCUUGAAUUGAAACCCAUCCUCUCCGUCGAUGAUAUUCCGUCCCGUAUCGCGGUACACGGGACUACCAAAGCGGCAUGGGAUUCCAUAGCCACGCAAGGGCUCUCUAAAAUGAAGCGCAACCAUAUCCACCUAGCGCAAGGCGUCGCUGGUCAGAACGUCGUCAGCGGAAUGCGGCAAUCCUCGCAAGUGCUCAUCUUCAUUGACGUGCAAAGCGCUCUUAAAGACGGGAUCGCUUUCUUUCUUUCUGAUAAUGGCGUAGUUUUGACAGAAGGAGAUGCUGCUGGGUUCUUGCCGUCAAGGUAUUUUACGACAGUCCAAACGUCACAAGGAGUUGCGCUUCCCGGAUGGGAAGAGCGUUCCCUGGCCGAGAAACUAGGAACAGUCGCGAUAGACUAAAUGUAAACUCGUCUCUGGCAUUGUAUCGUAGCCUUCAUCCGGCUUAGGCUGCUCAACGCGCCUGCCAAAUCAUGUGACCGCGAUCGCGUUCAGCAGAGUCCACCAUGCGAUCUUCUGCUUCCCAUCUCCCUACGCCAUCCAGUGUGUCCCCUGCCCCUGCCGGCCCAGCUCCGGCGUCCACUUUUUUCCCUUCGCCCUUCCGCUUUCAUGAUGACACUCCUCCAGCAAAGCGACAACGCAGAUCCUCCACCCCGCGCGUGUCGAUGUCUGCCACCCCGGACGAAGUGAACCAAGAGCGUGCGGCCUCGACCAUGCGCAUGAUCAACCUGUGGUCGGGUCUGGCCGAAAAGUACUCCCGCCGCAUAGAUGAAGACGACAUUGUCGAUCUUGUCACGGGAGAAGUCGUCAAAGACCGCGGCGUGUUGACCGCUGAGUCGCGGUGGGACUUUGGACGAUUCUACGCUCCUUCUCCGGGUGAGGAGAACACGCCGACGGGUACGGACGAGGAUGAAGACGGAGAGAAGGAGGAGGAUGACGAAGAGGAUGACUUUGACGAGCUGGAUCUGCUGGACCGGAGCCCCCGAAAGCAGCAGACGGAGGAGAUUUCAAUCCGCAAGCUGGCUAUGGAGUUCCCUCUGCUCAAUAGAACGGACCCGGUCACGGACUCCUGGGACUUUGAAGAGUUCAUGAAGGCCGAGAGACAGAGACGCGAGGCAGGUGACGAAGAAGAUGAGGAUGAGGGGGAGGAUGAGGAGGAACGAACUGGCAAUGAUACCCAAGACGAAAAGGACGAUGAAGGCACACUGGAAUCGAAUGGUUCGCCUCCCCCUGCUCCGGCUCGGUCUCCGUCGAGGCGACAAGAGGCCGAGAACUCCGACGACUUCGAGUCCGGGGACGAACUGGAUGCAUUCAGCUCAUUGCCUGCAACACCACGUGCUGGUGUCCCCGUUUAUGAACUCUCUGAAGAUGGUUCGGACCAGGAGACGCCCGAACAAGAAUAUACCCCGCCGACACCCAUUCGUUCCCUGCAAGACAUCAUCCACACCCAGUUGCAAACACCCCCUCUCUCUCAUGCAUCAUCAGUCGGAGAAGAUGGGCUGACUGUCUCCCCUCGAAAAGACACCGCAGUACCGAAGCUUAAAGCUCAGUCCCGCAGACGAUCUCAUGGUCCAACUUUUAUACCUAGCCGCUCAUCGAGUCCUCCUGCGGUUGAAGACAUCUCCAUUUCCCGCGGUCGCAGCCUUCAUAAGGAAGGCCUCGACCGGCCGACACGAGCCAAAAAGUCCAACUUGUACUACACUCUCAAGGAAGCCAGCACAGAAUCGUCGACACCUCCCCAAUCAGUCGAGAGGGCCAAGUCUAACAGAAAAGCCGGUACGCCAUCACCGACAAAGCGGAAAGAACGGUCACCGAAGGACCCGGAGGACGAUUUAGUCUUCCACACGCCUCAUCGGCGUAUUGAUCGCAAAGGCAAGGCAAGGAUGAUUGAGCCCGUCUUUGAACCAGAAGAGGAUACCAGAAGAGCGUCGGACUUGCCCAGCAUCCCGACUACACCACUGAAACAAUACUACGAGUUCCCUCCUCCCAGCACGAAGAAGAGGAAGAGGAGAUCAUCGACGAGCCAGCUGCCUGAACUGAGUAACAGAUUUCCAUCUGUUCUGCACGUUCCAGACCCAAUACGGCGCACAGAUAUCCCACCGCUUUCUUCGCCAGGACCUUCAAAGAGCCGACAUUCACGUUCCAGAGACAGAAUGUCUAGGAAACCCGAAACUGACUCGGAGUCGGAAUCAGGGCCAGAGCCAUCUCACCAAUCGGACUGGCAGCCUUUUUCUGGGCAAGCAUCAUAUAAACCUUUCCCGGGCGGAAAUGAUGGUCGCCCGGUUACACCAUUGCAUGAUCCUCGGGCUCAACUCAUCAUCUCGCAAGCGAUGCAACAGGCAAUCCACCAGCUCUCGUCCUUGUAUUCGGGCGCCUGGGCUGCUCCGCUGACCACGUCCCGCUCUGAUCCAUACAUCUACUCGACUCCGACGCAUCGGGCGCGAAGGAAUUCACAUGUGUUCGAUUCCGGUGCAUCUUAUGCCACGUUGCCACCUUCGUCCCCGAUCUCCGAAACAUCGUCUUCUCCGGUCCGACGACAGGGAUCAUUGGUUGCUCGCAGCCGCUCUCGAGGUCGGCGGGUGAGUUUUGCGCUCAAAACUAGGUACGGGGAGACCUAUGUCCGCGCUCAAUCUGAGCCUGAAUCUGAAACGGACGAGACGGAACCUGCGCUCGAUUCAUCCCCAUCUCGUCGAGCAUCCCGCUCUAGACUGGGAGGACGAGCUCACACACCCGGGCCAUCAAAACAGCGAUGAUCUGCAUAGAGUUGUUUUGUUCUGCUGUACUUGAUUGUUUCCAUAGGCCAAGUAAUUUGUAGGGCCCAAUCUGUUGACAUUCUAAGGGUGCUGCAAAUAUAUCACCACGAAAAGUAGCGAACAUGUCGCGCCAUCAGUGAUGCCCAAUCAGUGAUGUUCAUCCUUUUGUUCCACAUCCAACAAUGAGCGCCUCCGUGUUUGGGGACCAGCAGAGCACGAUGUAUUCUUCUUCCGAAUAUAUAAAAGGCUAUGUUCCGAGCGUAUUCGACAUUCUUCUUCUUCCCUCUCUUUUUAUCUUCUCAAGGCCGUGCCUUUUCACGCUCACUGGUGACCGAUGCGAUUCUACACAGUCUUCUCCCUCCUGGCCCUGUCCCGCGCCGCCGUCAUUCCUUUCCGCCACUCCGCCCGCCAAGGCGAUGCUAAACUCGUCGUUGCCCACCACAUGGUCGGGAACACCUUCCCCUACACCGUCCAAGACUGGACCGAUGACAUGAACCUCGCCCUCGCGUCCGGCCUUGAUGGCUUUGCGCUGAACGUCGGCCCUGAUGAUUUCCAAGUUACGCAGACCGCCAAUGCCGUCCAAGCCGCCGAGGCGCUGGGCAACUUCAAGCUAUUCUUCUCGCUCGAUAUGUCCGUGUUGCCCUGCGCGACUGUUGCGGACGGCGCAGCCCUCCGCAGCCGUGUGCUGGGACUUGCUGCGUCAGCGAGUCAGAUGCAGUUCCGCGGCCGCGCGCUCGUGUCCACCUUCGCCGGAGAAUCCUGCACGUUCGGGCAGGGCACCCCGGCCGAUGGGUGGAGGUCGCAGUUCGCGCAGAGCCCGGACCUUGCUGGCAAGAUCUUCUUCAUGCCGUCCUUCUUCAUCGACCCCGCCACGUUCGGGACUUUCAACGGUGUCAUGGAUGGUGGAUUCAACUUUAACUCUGGAUGGCCCAUCCAGGUGAACACUGGCUUUGCCGCGGGUGUGACAUCGGACCUCGCUGUGAGCGGGCCGGAGGGCACGAACGCGCUGAAUCAGUUUAUUGGAUCCAACGCCACGGAUAUCUCCUUCAAACAGGGUCUGGCUGCUGCAACCCCGGCUCCGGCAUACAUGGCCGCUGCUGCUCCCUGGUUCUUCACGCACUUUAGCCCGCAAACGUUCAACAAGAACUUUGUAUUCCUCGCUGACCAGCACCUGUAUGCAAGACGCUGGGAGACCUUGAUCGCUGAGCGUGACCAGGUCGACUUGGUUGAGGUUGUUACGUGGAAUGAUUACGGAGAGUCUCACUACAUUGGCCCCGUGAAGGGCGCUCUGCCCACUGGCAGUGAAGUCUGGGUCAACAACUUCCCUCACGAUCCUCUUUUGAAGAUUACGCAAUAUUACGCAACCCAGUUCAAGACUGGCACGGCCCCAACGAUCGAUAAGGAUGAAAUUUUCAUGUGGUCGCGCCCUCAUCCGGCGCAGGCUCAGGCCCCCGAUCCAGUCGGGCCGCCGACGACCUUCCAACUGACCCAGGACAAUGUGUGGGCGCUUGUGAUGGCCACUGCGCCCGGGACUGUGACCUUGACGACUUCGCCGACGAACUCGCAGACGUUCCCGGUUGUUGCCGGUGUCAACAAGCUGUCUAUCCCCAUCACACCUGGUGGUACACUGUCGGGUACAGUGGACCGGAACGGACAGACUGCUGUGGCGCUGAAUGUGGCGCCGAGCACCUUCACAUUCGACGGUGCCCCCCAGACAUUCAACUACAACAUCUUUGUCGCCAGCGCCAGUGCAUAAGCCAUCUCGUGCUGUUAUAUAUUGAUAUUAUUCUGUAACCUGUACUUGACUCGUGUACUUGUUGUACUGGAAUACGAGCGUGAUUCGAGAAGCAAUUCGGGUGUGUGUGUGUUUUACGAGGUUUUCAUUCCGAGCACCUUGCCGCCUGCGAUCUCGGACUUGUCGAAGAUGCUCUGCGCCUCUGCUGCGGCUUUCCUGCCACUCUCGAUCAUUCCACCGAAUGUGGGGCCCAUGCGAUUCGAGCCGUCGUGUUCUGCCAGCUCCAUGCCAGCCAUGAUCAAGCCUGGGAUCACUUGCCGAGUUCCGCUGCCAUCUUCGUGAGUACCUUCCACAGAGAAUUCCACGACGCGCCUACUUGACUAUGGCCGGUUCCGACUCGUUCAUGUUAAGCUAAGACACGAGUCAAUCAACCUCGCUGCGAGAAGAAGACGGCGAAAAGUCACCCCGCGCAUAUUGCCGAGCUCUUUGUUGAGACCCAUGCUCACGAGCCGUUUCGCCGAAAACGCGCCCAUCGGCCCGUCGUGGCCCGUAGUACUGACCACAACUGGCGCAGUGAUCGUGGCCGGGUCCAUGCAUGAUUGAGUAUCGUGGUUGAGGGCAACUGGACGCAAAAGAUGAAACCAGCCGUAGCCCAGAAAUAUAGCGACCGGGACCCACCUAGUGUCCAGUUGGUUACGACACCGGUCACUCGCGCAUGGCCUUCGAAGUCCGUGCUGGUCAUCAGAUCCUCGACGGCCGUGGCGUUGAAAAGAACGACGUUGGGGAGCGCGAGGACUUUGGAGAGCAGCGUCGCCGUGAACAGCGCGGCGUGCUUCACCACGACGAACGACCCUUCAUCCUCGAACGGGACUCCGAUCUCCCGCAGGAAGCUGUCCGCCGGCUUUCGGAUGACCUGGAGGAGAAGAUGUUUGUCUCAUUGCGUGCAGGGCCGCGUUAUUGCCCAGGUCUCUCACCAUGGCGCUCAUCAACUGCCCGCCAAGCCAGGCUCCACCCCCAGGUGCGACAUUGGCUUCGAUGCUAUAUCAGACAGUCAGAACGCUCCAACCUCGGAAAAACGACCGACAUGGUGAUUUUAAGGUCAGGGCGCUGAGUGCCGAGAGUGUAUGCGCAGGACAGUCCUGCACUGCCAGCCCCAACGAUCACGACGUCAGAAACAGCUCUGUCGUACAUGCUGUCGAAGUAGCUGCAAGCGAAAUGUCGGGUCAGCGGAGGAUAGAACACACAGACUUUGGACCGCACCGCUUGAUCAUUGCUCGGGACACUUGCGCCUCCUCGAUGGGUGCGAACUGGAACGAGACAUCUGGGGCACCGCCCUUGCCACUGACGCUGUUGCCGACAAGACGGAAAAUGGAUGAGUGGGUUUCGGUUGUUGCAGUUGAAGACAUCUUUGAGGACACUGGCCCAUCAAGCCUGAGCCAUUUAUACGCUCUCAGUCCUUCUCAGGGAGUGCGAGGACCAGAAUUAGAACCAGCCGGUCGGUAAAGUUCCGGACGAAUAUUACAGCUCCCUUGACGCGUCUCGCUUUGACUUCAUUGGUGACGAGGUGGGGACUGAAGAAGUUGGGAGUCGACAGAACGUUCGAAGAGGAUCAAUCCUUAAUAGACCAAGCCGCAGAAGUAGCACUAUUCUUGAGGUC
This is a messenger RNA of Mycena citricolor, 7900 nucleotides long. The record is from the annotation of a GenBank genome assembly. NCBI's taxonomy places the organism in Eukaryota, Fungi, Basidiomycota, Agaricomycetes, Agaricales, Mycenaceae.